CCAAGCCCACAGGACGUCCAUCCAGUCCGCUGCUAACAGCUACCGCCACAGUCCCUGGAGUUAGCCACCGAGCUAGCCAUGAGCUAACAGGCACACCAAGCCGAGUGUUUUUAUUUAGCCUUCCCUCUCUCAGCUUUACUCUAUCAUUCUGCCCAAGGGGAACCAUUUAACUCACAGGGUUAUCACUCUGCACUUAGCGGCUCCUGGAAUUCUUUUACGAUCUUUGUUCCAGAGUCCCACCCACCGUCUGCCUUGACCUUUAACCUCCUGGCGCGUGCGUCUACACGGAGCCAUGGCCGCUGCGAAACCCAAAGGACAGAACUCUCUGGCCCUACACAAAGUGAUCAUGGUGGGCAGUGGAGGCGUGGGGAAAUCAGCCCUCACUCUGCAGUUCAUGUAUGACGAGUUUGUUGAAGACUACGAGCCGACUAAAGCCGACAGUUACAGGAAGAAAGUGGUGCUGGAUGGAGAGGAGGUGCAGAUAGACAUCCUUGACACAGCCGGCCAAGAGGACUACGCAGCCAUUCGGGAUAACUACUUCCGCAGUGGCGAGGGUUUCCUCUGCGUGUUUUCCAUCACAGAGCUGGAGUCUUUUGCAGCAACAGUUGACUUUAGAGAGCAGAUUCUUCGAGUGAAGGAGGAUGAAAACGUUCCCUUCCUCUUGGUUGGUAACAAAUCAGACUUGGACGACCGGCGGCAGGUUAGCGCGGACGAAGCGAAGGCACGCGCUGAGCAAUGGGGAGUGUGCUACGUGGAGACCUCUGCCAAAACCCGUGCCAAUGUGGAUAAGGUGUUUUUUGACCUGAUGAGAGAGAUCCGAGCAAGAAAAAUGGAGGACAGCAAAGAGAAGAACGGGAAAAAGAAAAGCAAAAGUUUGGCUAAAAGAAUUAGAGAGAGGUGCUGCAUUUUAUAGUGGCAAAGGCGAGCAGGCUAGCUGCUACUGUACUUGUACAUUUCUCAGACUUUUUUGCAUUUAUUUUGUGCCCAGACCUGACCAUGACUUUCUGUUCCUGGCUAAAACAGGACCUCUGACCUUGAGUCAGGAAGUAGUGAGGUGGCACUUCAUCCACCAUUUUUAGCUCUUAACUUUUUAUGUGCUGACACUCCAAAUAAUUUAUGAUUUCUCUAACCUCUCUUUCUUACUCUUGGCCACAUCAGAGUUUUAAUAGAUGAGUGGUGUUUUCAUUUUAGGCGAAAGCUUGCCAAAAAAAUAAAAAAUAAGACACUGAAACAUCCAAAAAAAAAAAAAAACCAUUAAAAAUGUAUAGUGUGUUUAUAUAAUCUUCCGACAGCUGUA
Molecule: messenger RNA, 1297 nt
Organism: Cyprinodon tularosa
Lineage: Eukaryota; Metazoa; Chordata; Actinopteri; Cyprinodontiformes; Cyprinodontidae
Gene: ralaa
Product: v-ral simian leukemia viral oncogene homolog Aa (ras related)
Exons: 5
Coding region: 293-913 (206 amino acids)
Biological process (GO): Ras protein signal transduction; regulation of exocytosis
Cellular component (GO): plasma membrane
Molecular function (GO): GTPase activity; GDP binding; GTP binding
Source: RefSeq, a predicted model, not a curated record